This is a messenger RNA of Microtus ochrogaster (prairie vole), 1735 nucleotides long. Its product is annotated as glycerol kinase-like. Gene Ontology annotation, biological process: glycerol metabolic process; phosphorylation; triglyceride metabolic process. Gene Ontology annotation, cellular component: mitochondrion. The record is from RefSeq and is a predicted model, not a curated record. NCBI's taxonomy places the organism in Eukaryota, Metazoa, Chordata, Mammalia, Rodentia, Cricetidae. Gene Ontology annotation, molecular function: glycerol kinase activity.
AUGGCAGACGCUAAGAAAGCGGUUUUGGGGCCGUUGGUAGGGGCAGUGGAUCAAGGGACCAGCUCAACACGUUUUUUGGUUUUCAAUCCUAAAACUGCUGAACUACUUAAUUACCAUCAAGUGGAAAUAAAACAGGAGUUCCCCAAAGAAGGAUGGGUAGAGGAAGACCCAAAGGAAAUCCUACAGUCCGUGUACGACUGUAUAGAGAAAACAUGCGAGAAACUUAAACAGCAGAGCAUUGAGUUUUCCAACAUAAAAGCUAUUGGUGUCACCAAUCAGCGAGAAACUACUGUAGUCUGGGACAAGGUAACUGGAGAACCUCUCUACAAUGCGUUGGUGUGGCUUGACCUAAGGACCCAGUCCACUGUGGAGAAACUCAACAAAAGCAUUUCAGUAAGCAAUAAUUUUGUCAAGACCAAGACAGGCCUCCCAAUCAGCACUUACUUCAGCGCGGUGAAACUUCACUGGCUCAUUGGCAACGUGAGGAAAGUCCAAAAGGCUAUUGAAGAUGGAAGAGCGCUCUUUGGAACGAUUGACUCGUGGCUUAUCUGGAACCUGACUGGAGGCGUCAAUGGAGGUGUCCACUGUACCGAUGUAAGUAACGCGAGCAGGACCAUGAUUUUCAAUAUUCAUUCUUUGCAGUGGGAUGAAGAGCUCUGCAAUUUUUUUGGAAUUCCCAUGUGCAUACUUCCCAGAAUCCGGAGCUCUUCAGAGAUCUAUGGGCUAAUGAAAACUGGGCCGUUGGAAGGUGUGCCGAUAUCCGGGUGUCUGGGGGAUCAGUCUGCUGCUUUGGUGGGGCAAAUGUGCCUCCAGGAUGGACAAGCCAAAAACACAUAUGGAACAGGUUGUUUCUUACUAUGUAACACAGGCCAAAAGUGUGUAGUUUCUGAACACGGUCUUCUGACCACAGUGGCAUACAAACUUGGCAGAGAGGAACCUGUCUAUUACGCUCUGGAAGGUUCUGUAGCUAUAGCUGGUGCUGUUGUUAGCUGGCUCAGAGACAAUAUGAAAAUUAUUAAGGCAUCAAGAGAUAUUGAAAAGCUUGCUGAACAAGUAGGCAGUUCUUAUGGCUGCUACUUUGUUCCAGCUUUUUCUGGGUUAUAUGCACCUUAUUGGGACCCCAGUGCAAGAGGGAUCAUCUGUGGACUCACUCAGUUUACCAAUAAAUGCCACAUUGCCUUUGCUGCCCUAGAAGCUGUUUGUUUCCAAGCCCGAGAGAUUUUAGAUGCCAUGAAUCGCGAUUGUGGAAUCCCGCUGAAACAUUUACAGGUAGAUGGAGGAAUGACCGAGAACAAAAUUCUUAUGCAACUGCAAGCUGACAUUCUGUGCAUUCCCGUGAUGAAACCUUCCAUGCCAGAGACAACUGCCCUGGGAGCCGCCAUGGCAGCAGGGGCAGCAGAAGGAGUUAGUGUGUGGAGUCUGGAUCCCAAGGACUUAUCAGUGGUCCAGAUGGAGAAGUUUCAACCUCGGAUCAAAGCUGAGGAAAGUGAAGUCCGUUAUUCCACAUGGAAGAAAGCUGUGAUGAAGUCAAUGGGUUGGGUUAUGACUCAGUCUUCCGAAGGUAGUCGUGACCCCAGCAUCUUUGCCAGUCUGACUCUGGGCUUUUAUGUCGUGAGUAGCAUGGUGAUAUUGAUUGGAGCAAGGUACAUCUAAGGUGUCCCCCAAAUCAGGCCACCUUGUGGAUUCCUCACGUAAGAGCUUUUUACCUAAUGAGAGACUCUAGCAGUUGUCUCAA